AUGGGAGGAGCGGCACGCGUCCUCAAGCUGGUCGAUGCAACACUUGGAGUAGCAGGAGCGCGUGGACUCUUGAGGUUGACCGUGCGCCCAAACACCGAUCCUUUCCAAACGCCACCGUUGCUUCCGGUGUGCUUUUUGGAGGCUGUUGGAGCUGUCAUUGGCUUUCCACGGUCACUCCGCCCCGAUGCACCGCCUGCCAUCUGGUCAACGUGCUGUCGCUACGGCGAUGUUCCUUGGUCUCAUUUCUUGGAUUCCACCGCGGACCCUUUUCGCAUAGCCUCCGAUGAACCACAGUUUCGGGGGUUGGAAGCAGGUCAAGAUGCUGGCGGGUUCGUUUUGGUUACGUCUUCGGCGACCAAGGACGCUCGCGGUGACCCUGAGCCAAACGAGGAUGACGAUGACAUGAAGAAGGACCGCACGUGUACGCAUGUUGCGGCAUGGUGGGGUGACUGGGAUCACAAAUGCCGCGCAAAACUCAUGCCGAAUGAGCAAGAUCGCUCGCGAUGCUCUACAUGGUUGGACAUCGUCCUCAUUGAACGUCUUUCGACAACGCACGCUCCCGACUCCCACAUCCGAGUCUCCUUUGUGCAGUUCCGACCCCAGCAUCAGGAUCCCGACGGUCGAGCAUAG
Messenger RNA from Symbiodinium natans, 630 nucleotides. The record is from the annotation of a GenBank genome assembly. NCBI's taxonomy places the organism in Eukaryota, Dinophyceae, Suessiales, Symbiodiniaceae.